UUAUCAACACUCAUGGAGCCUUACAAGCUCAAAGCCUCGCCUGGUACCGAUUUAUGGCGCAAGCCACCUGCAACAGAUGUCUCCAACGCACCCACACAGGUACUAGAAAAACUAGACUCUCAAUCAUUCUACCGCGCACGCGUUACCGUGUCUGCUCCUUGGACAAGAUUAUACGACCAGGGUGGACUCCUCAUUGUCCUCCCUGGUUCCAGUGGCUCAAAACGUCCUUGGAUUAAAGCCGGAAUAGAAUACGUAGGCGGUCGUGCGAAUCUCUCCGUCGUCGCUGCAAAGGAAUGGGCAGAUUGGAGUCUUAGCGCUCUCGAGGACAAUACAGACACAAUUACCAUCGAGUUUGAAAGGGAAAUAGUUGAUGCGAAGAAAGGCAAAGGCUCGAGUUUGUCUGUAUACCUUGUACAAGACGGAAAUCGCGCAGAGAUACCCGCAAGGAAGGUGACAUGGGCAUUCGAACACGAGGGCGACGUCGACGUCGGGAUAUAUGCUGCUCGUCCGACGAAGAAUGGCGAAUCCGACGAAGACGUUCUAUCUGUAGACCUCAAAGAUUAUCAAUCUGUUCAAAGGCUCAAGAUAUAAUAACAUCAAGGCAAUCUUGUUAUAACAAUUGUUGAGAAGCAAUGAAGCAAUGUACUAGGAUUUGGAUUUAGAUAUGGUUACAAAUAUUCUCUAUCUAGAUUAUUACACUUUCAUAGAAUAAAGGAAUUUAAGAUGCU
Molecule: messenger RNA, 728 nt
Organism: Fomitiporia mediterranea MF3/22
Lineage: Eukaryota; Fungi; Basidiomycota; Agaricomycetes; Hymenochaetales; Hymenochaetaceae
Exons: 2
Coding region: 13-591 (192 amino acids)
Source: RefSeq, a predicted model, not a curated record